Messenger RNA from Aureobasidium melanogenum CBS 110374, 1731 nucleotides. RefSeq lists its product as uncharacterized. The transcript is spliced from 2 exons. The coding region runs from base 1 to 1731 and encodes 576 amino acids. The record is from RefSeq and is a predicted model, not a curated record. NCBI's taxonomy places the organism in Eukaryota, Fungi, Ascomycota, Dothideomycetes, Dothideales, Saccotheciaceae.
AUGGACUACGUCUACGAAAAGAUUGCUGGCAAAGGACCGGCUCGAAGAUAUAAUUUGGAGAAAUGUCGAAAAGAGCUCGAAAGAAGUUGCAACAACUACCAGAACCGUGGCAAUUGCUUCCCUCCCACACCGCGUACUACACCAAGCAGUGCGCCUAAUUCACAACCGCAACACUCUCCACAACACAAGAAUGUUCGAUUCCAGACUCCUCAAUCGCUGAACGAAACCGCGCACAUUCCUCAGAGAAUCAAGCGAUGCCCGUUUCAAUACAACGAGGAUGAGCUCCGGCACCGAGCUGAGCGAAUCAGGGCUGAUCUCAGGCCGAAACUUGAGCCUCGAGCCCAUCAGCCUCAUGUGUUGUCUUCGGAUCCUUUGGACGUUCACACAGGCCAAGACUUCUCGAAUGACGAUUCUAAUAACAAUCGAAACAAUAACAGCUUCGCGCCUCGCCGGCAUCCAACACUGCAUCGACAGAAUUUGACGUAUGACGAUAUUAUUGCGAUACGGGAUACCGCUGUGCGCAUCGCAAAUGAUUGUGCCGUCCGCGACGAACAGCCCUAUCCCGAAUCACCCCGUCAAGAGACUCUGCGCAGCACACGAUCUACAACUGGGCUGGAGAAAACCGAGACUCAAGAUGCUGAUCCCACUGGCUCAGACGAGGGACAGGAUGACAAUGGCAUCAGUAUCACUGAAGAUGGUUGCAUUAUCCAACAUGGCUUUGACAUCUCGUCCAUAACCUUUUCUCCUACAGACACUGCUCAUCCCAGAUGCGAUUCAGCAUGUGAUGUCAAACACACGACACCUAAGCAAGAACCUCGCAAAGAGCCAUUCAGGGCAAGCGUCAGGAAUACAAAAGGUGCAAGGGUCCCGGUCUGCUUUCGCAAACAAGAAAUCUUGCAUCAACGAAAUGUAUCGCAUCUUACAGCUUUGUUCUCUGGUCCGUCCUCUUCGCAAUCUCAGGGAACUGUACAGGAGAAGCUACGCAAACCAGAUGAGCAGCAACAACACAAAAGAAUGCCAGUUCCUGCACGUCCUUCUGUCUUCUUCUCGGGCUCCAGCUCAUCAGGCGCUGUUGUGUCUGAUAGUGAGGAUGAGGGUGAAGGACAGAUGAGUCGCGAGACUACGAAGAUUGACAGUGCUACGAGCUCAACCGUUUGUGCUGAUGGGACUAAGGACAUGGCAUCUCUUGGUAGUGUUGCAACCCUUGUCAACUUGAACAAGCUUGCUGAAACUGUGAAGAUAAGCGAUCGUUUGCCGCAGCAUUCUGCACGACUCUCGCCUCUAUCAUCAUCAAAGCGUCUAGCCCCGAGUCCUCUUCAAGUCAGGCAGAAUCGACUUCCUCAUGCUGGUACACACCUCCCACAGCGGCAAUCAGAGCAUCCUGACUUUACUUCUCAUCCUCGAGGGCAAGAUACUAGCAGACCUCCACCUCUUCAGAGCCGCAAACCGCAACCACAACUUCUUCGCUCUCAUCAGACGGCCAAAGUUCUUCUGGACCACCGGCAACAUCGUCGUGUCCCAAAGCCGCCAUCUCCUCGCGCUCAAUCUCCGUGCCAGGCUCUUGGUCUUCGUCUACCUCCACAACCGUAUCACGAAAACCACAACUAUGUUUCUACGCUCCUCGACAAGAUUGAGAAAAAUGGCGGAGGCCGCCCUGCGAACUUUAGCUGGGAUCAUGUUGCCCCUAUGCAUGGAUUCAGCUCAUGCCAUGCCUUUUACGUCCUCGACUAG